This is a messenger RNA of Glycine soja, 2216 nucleotides long. RefSeq names its product pentatricopeptide repeat-containing protein At1g80270, mitochondrial-like. Gene Ontology annotation, molecular function: protein binding. The record is from RefSeq and is a predicted model, not a curated record. The coding region runs from base 94 to 1926 and encodes 610 amino acids. Gene Ontology annotation, cellular component: mitochondrion. The transcript is spliced from 3 exons. NCBI's taxonomy places the organism in Eukaryota, Viridiplantae, Streptophyta, Magnoliopsida, Fabales, Fabaceae.
UAGAAGCGCGAAGCCAUUGAAAGGGUUUUAACUAGGGUUCAAGCGUUUCCAUAACUGUUUCACUGUUUCUUUACCUUCGUAGCGUAACCACCCAUGUGGGCUCUUCGUCGAGCUUCGAUUCCUCUCAGGACCCGAGGGUUUAAUGUGAGAGCUUCCUGUGUCAAAUUAGCGGGAACUAGUUCUGUUGAAGAAGAGGAUGUUAUCAAUGAAUCUCAUGGAAUAACGUAUGGUGGAUUUUUAUCGCCGAAUAUGCGAUUCCAUUCGGUACAUAAUGCCUCCCUGAAUUUUACUGUGGGAAAACGUGCGCUUUCUUCAAGUAGCACGAAAGAGGAGGAUGAUUUGGAGGAUGGGUUUUCCGAGCUGGAGAUGCCUGCUGGCAGUGGAUAUGAAAGUGAGGAUCUGUUAACUUCCGAUGAUGGCGACCUAUCGGAUGAUGGUCAGAAGGAGGAUGUUGAGGAGCCACCACACAAUGAGGUUGAUGAGGCGGCCAAGGAGAAAGGAAACCCGCGUCGUGGAAGGGUUGAAUCAAAGCUAUUCAAUGAGAUCAUGAAUGCACAGGGUAUCUCUCUUCAUUCGGUUCUGGAAAAAUGGUUAGAAAAAGGGAAUGAGCUUACCAGAGAGGAGGUUUCGCUUGCCAUGCUUUAUCUUCGAAAGCGUAAGCUGUUUGGGAGAGCUUUGCUGCUCUCAGAAUGGCUCGAGUCAAAAAAGGAGUUUGAGUUUAUUGAAAGAGAUUAUGCAAGUCGGCUUGAUUUAAUUGCCAAAUUGCGUGGCUUACAUAAGGCAGAGGUUUACAUUGAGACUAUUCCAGAAUCUUGUAGCAGAGAGAUAAUGUACCGGACUUUAUUGGCUAACUGUGUCAGUCAGAAUAAUGUGAAGAAAGCAGAGGAAGUUUUUAGUAAAAUGAAGGACUUGGAUUUUCCUAUUACAGUAUUUACUUGCAAUCAGUUGCUAUUUCUGUAUAAGAGGAAUGACAGGAAGAAAAUAGCUGAUGUGUUAUUGUUGAUGGAAAAUGAGAAUAUCAACCCUUCUUCUCAUACUUACUCGAUCUUAAUAGACACAAAAGGCCAGUCCAAAGAUAUUGAUGGAAUGGAUCAAAUUGUUGAUAGGAUGAAGGCUCAAGGCAUUGAACCAGACAUCAACACGCAGGCUGUUUUGAUUAGGCAUUACAUCUCUUCUGGGCUUCAAGAUAAAGCUGAAACUUUAUUAAAGGAGAUGGAAGGGGAAAACUUAAAACAGAAUCGGUGGCUAUGCCGAAUUUUGCUUCCCCUCUAUGCAAACCUAGGAAAGGUGGAUGAAGUGGGAAGAAUUUGGAAAGUCUGUGAGACAAACCCUCGGUAUGAUGAGUGUCUAGGAGCAAUUGAAGCUUGGGGAAAGUUGAAUAAAAUUGAUGAAGCAGAGAAAGUUUUUGAGAUUAUGGUAAAGAAAUGGAAGCUUUCUUCCAAGACCUGUUCCAUACUGCUGAAGGUUUAUGCAAAUAAUAAGAUGCUAAUGAAGGGUAAGGAUCUUAUUAAGCGAAUGGGAGAUGGUGGGUGCCGAAUUGGCCCAUUGACCUGGGAUGCAAUAGUGAAACUUUAUGUCCAAGCUGGGGAAGUAGAGAAGGCGGAUUCUGUUCUUCAGAAGGCAGCCCAGCAGAGCCAGAUGAAGCCAAUAUUUUCUACCUACCUAACUAUUUUGGAACAGUAUGCUAAUAGGGGUGACAUCCAUAACUCGGAGAAGAUUUUUCUUAGAAUGAAACAAGCUGAUUAUCCAUCUAAAGCAAAGAUGUACCAAGUUCUAAUGAAUGCCUAUAUAAAUGCAAAGGUUCCAGCAUAUGGGAUUAGGGACAGGUUGAGAGCUGAUAGUAUAUAUCCCAAUAGAAAUUUGGCAAACCAGUUGGUUCAAGUUGAUGGAUUUAGGAAGAAUCCAGUCUCCGAUUUGCUUGAUUGAGGAGGCCAACAGAUUCUUGCGCAUGUGUUGUUUCUACUCAUACACAUACAACUGUUGUUAGUCAAAUAGUAGGUUUAAGUAUCUUUGAUUUGAAUAUUUUGUGUGCAUACUAGUAAAACUCGUCUUUAACAAGUAUGCAUGCGAUUGCGUAGUUUAUUAUUAGUUUUCUUAUAUCUUUCGUCUUUCGGUUGAAAUGCAAACAUGUAAAGAAGAUGCUUGAUGAUAGCAGUCGUGCUCUGUGGAAGAGUUUUGGAACUUAAAUUGAUUGUUGGUAAAACGUUUGCAAAAUA